Molecule: messenger RNA, 528 nt
Organism: Striga hermonthica
Lineage: Eukaryota; Viridiplantae; Streptophyta; Magnoliopsida; Lamiales; Orobanchaceae
Source: the annotation of a GenBank genome assembly
AUGGCGUUAUCUUCGUCGACGCUCAACACCUUAUCGUUUUUACACUGUUCACCAAAGAUCGAAGUGAAAGCUGCAAAUAAAUGGCGGCCGAGCUGCGCUGCUACUAGGUCACAAUCACAGGACAACUCAAAAUCACGAGACUCGGCUUCGGGACGCAGCUAUAGGAAAGUGUGGAGGCGACGAAAUUUGACCAAAAGAGAUGAUUUUUCGGUAUACGGUAGGGAAAGGGUUCCGUUUCUCGAGGAGCAGGUCAGGAAGAUAAGAGAAACGGGAGAGAUUGUGUCGAUGGAUAUUGAGAGGCUGUUACUAUCAGAAGAAAACAGGUUUGCUUUCGUUAAUGAUGUGGCGGCCGAGGCAAAUCGGUACGUGGAGAAUAACCGUGAUGAGUAUGGCUCGAAGAAAGCUAUUCUCCAUGUCCUAAGCAACAGAAUGAACGAUCUUGGGUUUAAUAGACCCGAGGCUUACCUUGAGGAUGACCCUUACAAGCCCGGUCCUGGUUUUCUGAAGCAAGAAGUCUUUAAUGACUAG